This is a messenger RNA of Penicillium soppii, 3210 nucleotides long. RefSeq names its product rRNA-processing protein UTP22. NCBI's taxonomy places the organism in Eukaryota, Fungi, Ascomycota, Eurotiomycetes, Eurotiales, Aspergillaceae. Gene Ontology annotation, cellular component: small-subunit processome; UTP-C complex; CURI complex. The transcript has a single exon. Bases 1 to 3210 code for a protein of 1069 amino acids. The record is from RefSeq and is a predicted model, not a curated record. Gene Ontology annotation, biological process: tRNA export from nucleus; rRNA processing.
AUGUCGGACCACACAUCUAAACGCAGAAAGCUUAGUCCUUCACCAGAUGCUGCACCUGCGAACCCUUUGAACCGAACGAAAUUCACCGAUCAAAAACGAAAUGUAACACGAGGCAAAGAUGAGCGCUCUGCAGAGCUUGCAAUGGCCAGCGGUUUUUACAAAUCCAGCUUCUUUAAGCUACAGAUGGAUGAGUUACUGGAAGGAUUGAGACCCAAUUACACCAAGCAAGUCUCAAAGGCACAAGAACCACUACAUCAGAUCAAGAGUGCCAUUGAAGACCUCUCUGACAAAACUCCGCAAUCUGUAUCCGAUGCGGAGAAAGAGCUACGUGCUUCAGGUCUAGUGAUCCCAUGGCCUGAGCCGCGGCCGAGCAAAGAAGCCAAAUACAGUAUGGCGUACGCGAAACCAGCCAUAAUCAACGUGGUGGGUAGCUUUGCGUUGAAGACUGGCGCUCGUUCUUUGGAAUCGCGCCCAAUUGAUCUGGCAGUGACCAUGCCAAACUCGCUCUUCCAGGAAAAGGAUUAUGUCAACUUCCGAUACUUUCACAAACGGGCUUAUUACAUCGCGUGUCUGGCCGCUGGGAUUCAAGAUACCGUGAACAACCUUGGAUUUGACCUCAAAUUUAGUACCCAGGAUGGAGAUAGCCUCCGCCCUCUCAUAUUGCUCGAGCCCCGGGAUUCAAAUCUUUCGCAGAUUCGCAUCUUGACCACGAUCGAUCCCACCUUCUUCCCGAUUACAAGAACGCUCCCAAUGAAGAGUAACAUUCGCCAAGCCUCUGCCAACUCGGAAAUGGGUGAGCCGACCUCCUUCUACAAUGCCAGCCUCCGUGCAGAUGCCACUGUCUCUCUGUAUCAUAAAUCGAUCUAUUUGGCUUCACAAAAGUGUGAGUCCUUCAAGGACGCAUGUAUUCUUGGUCGUACCUGGUUACACCAGCGAGGCUUCCACACUUCCUUCCAGAAUGGAGGCUUCGGUGGGUUUGAAUGGACGGUGCUUCUGUCCCUGCUUUUUGAAGGUGGCGGUCCUGCCGGACAACCGGUUUUGCUGCCAUCAUACAGCUGCUACCAAAUUUUCAAAGCUACCAUUCAAUUUCUGGCUGGCAGGGAUUUGACUACCCCACUCUUUGUCGGGCACGAAGUCCCCGUUCCUUCGGGCGUGCCUGUUGUGUUUGAUGGUCGCAGAGGCUUGAACAUUCUCUAUAAAAUGACAUCUUGGUCCUACGCAACCCUACGUCAUGAAGCCUCUACCACGUUGAAAAUGCUCAACGAGUCGCGAGAGGACAACUUUGACCAAGUAUUUAUUUUGAAAGUUGAUGAACCAGCCCUUAGGUUCGACCGCUUGAUCACAAUCAAGUCCUUCACCGGAGAAACGCUCCGAGCUCUGCAAGAGCAAACAACCUUGUACAAUGUUCUUUCCAGGGCUUUGGGUGAUCGAGUCAAACUUGUCUCUAUCUCUUCUGAUCCGGUUCAUGCAUGGUCGGUGAAAUCUAAGCAGCCCAAGAAAUCCAACGAGGGCGUGUCUGUGGGACUUUUGCUGAAUGCUGAAAAUGUUGGACGGAUUGUUGAUCACGGUCCGGCUGCAGAAGAAAAGGAGGAGUCGGCUUCAUUCCAAGCUUUCUGGGGUGAAAAGUCUGAACUGCGACGAUUCAAGGACGGUAGUAUCUUGGAGAGUCUUGUUUGGUCGGAGGACUCGGAGGAAUCUAUCAUACACCAAAUUCUGGAGUAUAUCCUCCAGCGCCACUUUGGGAUCGAUGAGUUUGAUUUCCUCGGCGAUGAAUAUGACGAGCAUCUCAAAGAGCAUGGCGAUAACAUUCUGUCAUACUCUAGCCCUGCAUUCCAGUCAGUCAAUGACGCUUUCAAGGACCUGGAGACAUCUAUCCGCGGCAUGGACGAAGUGCCGUUGGAGGUUCGCCACCUGGCCCCGGCCAGCUCGCUCCUUCGGUAUACCGCAGUGAGGCCAAGUGGCCCCACCGAUAUUGUCCUUCAAUUCGAAAGCUCCUCGCGAUGGCCUGAUGAUUUCGCAGCUAUCCAGAUGACUAAAAUUGCGUUCCUCCUCAAGAUUGGAGAUGCUUUGGAACAAUCGGGUGCUGCUUCCUCGUCUUGCCGUGUGGGCUUGGAAAAUGAAUCAUCUAAAAUCAUCAACAAUGCCUACUUAGAUAUUCCCCAUUCCUCCGGUGUUCUGUUCCGUUUGAGGAUCCACCAUGACCGUGAGCAGACAUUACUUGAGCGCAAUCUCAAGGACCGAAACUUGAGCCCCCGAGAACGUGAAGAGGCUGCAUUUGCCCUUUCCUGCUACAAAAAGACAUUUGUUCAAAUCCCACGCUUGACACAGGCACUCCGAAGUCUGUGCACUCGCUUCCCUUUGCUGUCGCCCACCAUUCGCCUGACCAAACAAUGGUUCAACUCCCACAUGUUCACUGCCCAAAUCAGCGAUGAGUUGGUUGAAUUGCUAGUGAUUCGGACAUUCACUCAGCCCAAUCCUUGGGAAUGUCCUUCAAGCGUCAUGACUGGAUUCUUAAGGACCUUGCACUCCCUCUCUCGGUGGGAUUGGCAGCAGGAGCCGUUCAUUGUUGACUUGGGAGGCGACUUGACCCCUGAAGUGACAGAAAACAUCCGCACUCGCUUCACGGCCUGGCGCAACAUUGAUCCUGCGAUGAACAAUCUGGCCCUGUUCGUCGCCUCUGAUCUUGACAUGGAAGGCGUGACCUGGACUCAAUACGAGAUGCCCUCCAAGGUGGUAGCAGGUCGGAUGUCCAGCUUGGCCACAGCUGCAGUGAGCUUGGUACGAACCAACUCCCACAACCUGGAUAUUACCGAUCUAUUCGAUACCUCGCUUGCUCCCUAUGACUUUGUCAUCCAUCUCCGUUCGAAAUUGUUUAGCGCUUCCACCUCGGUCCCCAAAUUCAAGAACCUGGCAGAGCCUCGUGCUUCUAUGGGACCCACCAUCAAGUCAUUUGUUUGCGAUGUCCACACCUGCUAUAACCAAAGUAUCUUGCUCUUCCAUGGCGACGAUCGUUGUCCAGUAAUUGCUGGCCUUUGGAAUCCGCAAACCCUGAAGCCACGCAGCUGGAACUUGAAGACUGCAUAUUCGACUGCACCAGCAUCUGGCUCCAAGGAUCAGGUGUCAAUCAAUCGCACUGCCAUUUUGAAUGAGAUUGCGCGGUUAGGUCAUGGGCUUGUUGAAAGCAUCGAAGUUCAUGGCAAUGCAGAAUAA